This is a messenger RNA of Drepanopeziza brunnea f. sp. 'multigermtubi' MB_m1, 1917 nucleotides long. RefSeq lists its product as uncharacterized. Lineage: Eukaryota; Fungi; Ascomycota; Leotiomycetes; Helotiales; Drepanopezizaceae. Gene Ontology annotation, cellular component: nuclear pore transmembrane ring; spindle pole body. The record is from RefSeq and is a predicted model, not a curated record. Gene Ontology annotation, molecular function: spindle pole body-nuclear membrane anchor activity. Gene Ontology annotation, biological process: spindle pole body localization; nuclear pore organization.
AUGCCGCCCGCAAUUCGAAUUCGUCCGUACAAGGAUUUCCUGACGCCAGCCUUGCACAAAAGGUUCGCGCUGGCCACCACCAUGCUGUUCGCGCUUUGCUAUAUCGAGGCCGUCCUAAUUGGAGAAAAAAACUCAUAUUUCUGGACCUGGUUUCCGUUUGGGAGAGCCGGCAUCCGAAGUGGUCUUCUAUUCGUACCUUCCUUCUCCAUCUUCAUUCUACGAGUCGGCCAGCUUCAUGUUGGGAUACGUACAUCAUAUUCAGCAUUCAAUACCUUUGUGAGGUAUAUCACGAGGGCUCGGUCUCAGGUCCUGCAGACCGUGGGGUGGUACGUGUUUUCGGCAUGGCUCUUCAGCGAGAUCUAUAUUUGGUCGGCAUCUAUGGACAAAGAUCUAUCCAGGGCCAAAACAAUACAAAGAACAGAUCGUCAGGCUUUGAACGAGAAGCCGAUUUACCUCACCUUUUCCCUCAUGUUUCUUGGAUUUGUUCAAGCUGGUUUCCACCUCUGGUACGACUAUGACCGAAUCGAUAUGCCUGCUACGAAGACCAACCACGUGGAGAUGAAUGGAGAGCAGCAAAAGAUCAUUGUCCCGGAGGCUGCUCGGUUGAGGGCCAAGCUUCCGUCAAUCACUGCCACCGCUGUUAAGCGUUCUUUCGCUCUGACACUUCUGUCUCCAAUCGUCUAUUCCUUAGAUCUCGGCUUCCUACCUUCCUUUCGAAGAAUUGGUUGGCAGUUUGGGCGAACCAUCGUCCGGACUUAUUACAACCUGCCCAGAUCGAGCUCGCUUCCAACCACUCGGCCUUUCCAUCUAAGCUUGUUGAAGAACACCUUCACAUCGGGCUUUCUCCUUGUCAUGCUCUGGGAAGUCGGUAAUGCUGCCUUUUCCAUUUACGUAGCGCAAGAACCACUCAAACACGAUAGACCUAUCACAUACGAGUCUCGUGACCCCAACGGCAGCUUGCUGACUGGCUUGAAGGGCAAGAAGUUGCAAACUAGAGCAUUUGCAUUCUGGGAACUUGUUUACAUAGCACAUCGUUUCGAGGGCCGCCGAAAGGCAAUAUAUGAAGAUAUUGACCGAGCAGGUGGAUCUACAUGGUCGCAAAUACUCGAUGCCUGCCUUGGAGUUAUCAAUGGAAUCGAGAUACGCAUCGCUAACUACGAACGACCUUCAAGCGACGCUCCACCUGAUCCUUGCAUAACCCCAGAGCCUCUUACUCCAGGCCUACCCCGACUUUCUCAGCCACCAAGAGAUGGCCUGAAAGAGCCGGGUGAUCUUUUCACCAGAUCAAGGGGCUCGUCGGCUGCUGGGAAAAUCAAGGAUUAUGCGAGAAGUCAAGGACAAUCACCGCCUGGCUCUGCCAGUGCAAAGGCCAAGAAGGCGUUAGCAAUCGCGGAGAAAGUCUUGAUACCAAAAGAGGAGGGGCCCGGUCGGGCAAGUUUCAGUGGAAUGUUCAAGGAGUUGGCGCUCAGAAUCUUGAAGACUCAAGUAGGCGUACCCUUCCGACAGGAGUACAGAAGGAAGAUCUCAGCUGUGGUACUGGGCGAACCCUUCGGUGACAUUGGAAUCAUUGUCGAUGCCAUCGACGCUGUAACCCGAUUUUCAGUGUGCAGUCUGAAGGAGGACAAAUUCGGCAAUGUUCAGCGAGACGUUAGCCUUAUCAUCAGAACUCUCACAUCUACGGUAACGAGAUUGGAGGCUUUCAAGGCGAAUUUGGGCUUCCAUUGGACGGACAUUGAAAAGAAGCGAGAGAGCCCAGAGGUGGAUAUUGUUCUGGCUGCGUUGAAGACCGGCCUGAACGAGUUGGUAAUUGCGUUUGGAGAUUACAGCAGUGAUCUGGGACUGAGCCAGAACGAAUUGAGGAUGGCAAUACAGGCGGCGACUCCUGCUCCUGAGAAGCCUGAGAUGGUGACGAUAUGA